AUCAACGGUCCCAGGAGCCCCAUCAAGAUCAACCGUUCAGGAAGCCUGAGAAAGCUUAGAAGCUUCAAGAUUUACGGCCUUCUUGAGAAAAUUCUGAACAUCGUCUUCAAGAGGCAUCUGAAUCAACGGCGAGCCCAAUCCAUCGGCGAUCGCAAGGAAAAUCUUGCUCAUCUCGUUCCUGAACUCGUCGAGAUCGACGGUCCUGCUCUAAUCGCAGUCGAACUUCUCAAAAAUCGAGUCGUAGAGCCGAGUCAGCUCCUCUGGCGGCGUCGCAACGUCGACGCCGAAGUGUGUAUUUGA
This is a messenger RNA of Ilex paraguariensis (yerba mate), 300 nucleotides long. Lineage: Eukaryota; Viridiplantae; Streptophyta; Magnoliopsida; Aquifoliales; Aquifoliaceae. The record is from the annotation of a GenBank genome assembly.